Psilocybe cubensis is the source of this 3534-nucleotide messenger RNA. RefSeq lists its product as uncharacterized. NCBI's taxonomy places the organism in Eukaryota, Fungi, Basidiomycota, Agaricomycetes, Agaricales, Agrocybaceae. Gene Ontology annotation, molecular function: dynein intermediate chain binding; minus-end-directed microtubule motor activity; dynein light intermediate chain binding. Gene Ontology annotation, cellular component: dynein complex. The transcript has 14 exons. Gene Ontology annotation, biological process: microtubule-based movement. The coding region runs from base 1 to 3534 and encodes 1177 amino acids. The record is from RefSeq and is a predicted model, not a curated record.
AUGGAACCCUCUCAGUCCAUGACGAAUGGCUCGUCGAAUCAUCAUGAUCCUUCACCUCCUGCCGAGCCGCCUGCAUCUACUUUCGACCCAGAAAUCUUUCGUCGGUAUCUGGAAAGUCUUUUGCCGCCUGUUAUUGGCGCCAAAAUAUCGGAUCUUGACUCGUUAUUCGAUGAGGAGUUUGAUGAACGCGUCAGUCGCUUCGCUUCUGAUACAGGUGGUGUAAUAUAUGUUGUACAAGUGAAAGAAGAAACGGAAGGCGACGAUGGCUCGAAUACGACAUAUACAUAUCAUCUUACGCCUCAACUCAUGUAUCACCCUUCACACGUAACAACACUCGCGCUCAUUAAACGCGGACCAACACUCGACCCAACAACACCGCUUGCUACCCAACUUCAUUUUCUAAAUCUAUUUGGAGGCGAUGAAACACCUUAUGAGAGCUUACACGCUGUGGUUAGCUGUGGUGUUAAGCCUUGGUUUGAUGCUUUCGUUGGAGCGAGGGGAGCGGGCAAAGAUGGCGGAGACACCAAAAUGGGCAUUCCUAUGACCAAGAAAAAGUUUGCGGAACUUGAGUUGUCCUUAUUGCACCUCCAGCAAAAUGUCGAAAUUCCAGAGACACACCUAAUCAUUCACCCUAUCAUCCAGCGGGCCGUGGAACAGGCACAUGCUGCCGGCCAGAGACCAAACAUUUCCAACCUCCCACCUAAACUACUCAACGACAGUUCUUUCCUUAAUAUGCUACACAACCACGUCAAUGCAUGGAUCAAAUCUAUCCAGUCUGUCACCAAAUUAACUCGCGAUGUCUCUUCAGGAUCCGCAUCCCAGGAAAUCAACUUUUGGUUAAGUUUAGAGAGGGCAUUGGAGGCGAUUGAGGCGCAGCUUCGGAGUGACGAGGUCUUGAUGGUCAUGGACUGUCUUCGCAACGCGAAACGUUUCCGUGCUACUGUCAGUUUCAUGGCUGAUACAGGGUUGACAGACGCUACUGACAUGGUACACAAAUAUAACCAGCUCAUGAAAGAUUUCCCUCUCAACGAGCUUCUAUCUGCAACUGACCUGGACAAAGUUCAAGAAUCUCUCGUGCUUAUCUUCGGCCAUAUCAACCGCAAGCUACGUCUCUCGCCCUACCCUAUCCGACGUGCGCUGCCGCUCGUCGAAGCCAUCUCGCGUGACUUCAACGAACAGCUGUUGCGUAUUCUCACCUCACACCGUUUGCCAUACACACCUUAUGAUACAUUCGAGCGGCUGCUGUCGCAGACGAUGAACAUCUUCCGCACAUGGGACGACCAGAUCAAAGAGUUCACAAAUGUCGCGCGUGAGGUGACGAGGAAAAGAAAUGAGCGGUUCAUUCCGAUUAAGGUUGUGCCGGCCCACCUCAAGUUACAAGAGAGGACGAGGUACCUGAGGGAUUGGAGGAAGCAGCAUGAACAGCUGGCAGUGAUGACGGGACCGACGAAGGGCCUUGGAGGAGUUGGUAUGGAAGUUGGUGGUAUGGACAUGGAGGAGGAGGUUAAGGAGGCCUAUGAGGUUGUGAAGAGGGUUGAUGUACUGGACGUCAGUGUCGAGGGGACGGAGAUUUGGGUUGCUGCUGAAAACGCGUACAAUGAGCGUGUAUCAAGGGUGGAAAACCAGAUCAUUGCUCGUUUGCGAGACCGACUUGGGACAGCUAGGAACGCUAACGAGAUGUUCCGUGUUUUCUCGAAGUUCAACGCACUCUUUGUGCGAGCCAAGAUUCGGGGUGCUAUUCAAGAAUAUCAGACACAGCUCAUUGAUUCUGUAAAGGAAGAUAUUAAACAUCUACACGAAAAAUUCAAAACGCAAUAUCGCUUCUCCGAAGCGUACCAUAUGUCCCAGAUGCGCGACCUUCCACCCAUCGCAGGUGCCAUCAUCUGGGCGCGCCAAAUCGAACGACAGCUUCAGACAUACAUGAAGCGCGUCGAAGACGUCCUCGGAAAAGGCUGGGAGCACUACGCCGAAGGCCAAAAACUUCAGUCCGAAAGCACUGCCUUCCGCAAAAAGCUCGACACGCGCCCGGUAUUCGACGCGUGGAUGCAAGACAUCAACCGACGCAACAUGGGCGUCGACGGUCGGCUCUUUGAGAUCGUGCGCCUGCGCGGUGGCGGAUUCCAGCUCGCGGUGAACUUUGACCCCCAGAUUAUCACGCUGUUCAAGGAAGUGCGGAAUUUGCUGUGGUUGAAUUUCCAGGUGCCGCAUACGAUCUCUAAUAUGGCGAAGGAUGCGAAGAGGGUGUAUCCGCAUGCAGUGAGUUUGAUGGAGACGGUGAGGACAUAUGGGCAGACGCUGGAUUUGGUGGAGAAUAAUAAGGGCAUUGAGUGGUUGGUCGCGGAAUAUAGGAAUGAGUCGCAGAGGAUGAUCAGCAAGGGUAUGAACAUUCGAUGGGAUUAUUUUGUUAACCAAUAUGAUACAUCAAGAUAUGUGCCCAGCUCGGACGGGCGGGACAAUAGGCAUAUCCAAUUUGUUCGCGAAUUUGCUAGCAUUGUCUCGGUUCUUCAGGACAAAACCAACAAUGUGAUUGAUCUGUACAAAGACAUUCUUCGGGCCGUAGAGGAUCUCGCUACUUGCUCAUACACUGCUGAAGCAUUUUCAGAACUGCUAAGCAAGAUUCAAGGCGCGAUUGAUCGACUGAAUUUGGAAGGAUAUGCCAAUCUUGACUACUGGGUCGCGGAAUUAGACAAGCGGAUAGAGACUAUCCUUCUCCAGCGACUUACACAUAUCAUUCAAGUUUGGUGUUCUGAGUUUGAUCGCACGGAUGACGGCGAUACGAGACGGGAUAUUGCAUCCACACGAGAUCUGACGAACAAACGAAGAGAUAAGAGGAUGAAGGAAGAGAAGUUCUUGGAAGGAAAUAUGACAGUCAAGCCGAUCGUUCAUGAAAUCCGGAUACAGAACCAAGUUAUCUUCCUGGACCCCCCGAUAGAGUAUGCCAGAGCGACGUGGAUCAAGCAGCUCCAUGAUUGGCUGGGCGUUGUAUGCCGAUUGCGUCGCAUUCAAAGUUCACGAUAUGAGAUUGGGUUGCAAAUGCAAGGUGCUAGCGCGGUCGAGACCACAUACACGUCCCUUCUAACCCGCUUCCCCGAUAACACACUUGAGCGACCAUUCUCCUUGAUCGAGAUUAAAGUCCAGCACAUCAAAGACUAUGUUGGCAAAUGGCUUCAAUUCCAGUCAUUGUGGGAUCUAGAAGCGGAAUACGUGUUCAACCGGCUAGGAGACUCACUAGCCAACUGGCAACAACUGCUGACAGAAAUCAAGAAAGCACGCACAACAUUUGAUACCUCCGAAACACAGAAAUCGUUCGGAGUGUGUGUGAUUGACUACGAGCAGGUGCAGGCGAGGGUGAAUGCCAAGUAUGACUCUUGGCAGAGGGAUAUUCUGAGUCGGUUCGGAGUCAAGUUGGGUAAUGCGAUGAAGGAGAUGCAUGCCUCGAUUUUGAAGGCGAGAAACGACCUCGAGCAUCACUCAAUCGAAGGUUUGAUUGGUGGUGGUGGUGGCGCAGGUGCUGCAGGCGCCAGAAGAUUCUGA